AUGCCUUCGCCUAAGCAGAGAAAAGUCGCUAUUGUUGGCAGCCGAGCUGUCGGUAAGCACAGCACCACCAUCCCAACACACAGUCUCUUGGACACUACCCCAGCUUGGACGAGACCCGAGACUCUUUUGCCUGACCCGAAUCCCAUCUUGCUACCUUAUUUCUUCUUUUUCAGUUUGCUUUUGCAGUCGGCUAAUGCUUGUUAUGCGGCCAUUCCAGGUAAAUCCUCGCUGGCUGUCCGUUUUGUAGACGGGCACUUUGUCGACAGCUACUACCCAACCAUCGAAAACACUUUCAGCAAAACAAUCAGGUUUAAGGGGCAAGAUUACUUGACUGAAAUCGUCGAUACAGCUGGUCAGGACGAAUACAGUAUCUUGAACUCCAAGCAUUUCAUUGGAAUUCACGGCUACAUAUUGGUGUAUGCGGUGUCGUCCCUAGCAUCAUUCGAGAUGGUGCAGUCUAUUCGCGACAAGAUUCUGAACCAUUUAGGAACCGAGUCGGUGCCGAUCGUCAUAGUUGGAAACAAGUGUGACCUACGUCCGGAGCAGCGCCAAGUCAGCAUGGAGGAUGGGCGCAAGCUCUCCGAUCGACUUCAGUGCGGAUGGACCGAGGCCAGUGCAGCAUACGAUACCAAUGUGGCUAAGGCUUUCGAGCUCAUGAUUGCCCAAAUCGAAAAAUCCCAGGCUCCAGGCGAAGCGCCACCCAAGAGCAACUGCACAGUUAUGUAA
Messenger RNA from Geosmithia morbida, 726 nucleotides. Its product is annotated as Ras-like protein enriched in brain. NCBI's taxonomy places the organism in Eukaryota, Fungi, Ascomycota, Sordariomycetes, Hypocreales, Bionectriaceae. Gene Ontology annotation, biological process: small GTPase-mediated signal transduction. The coding region runs from base 1 to 726 and encodes 241 amino acids. Gene Ontology annotation, cellular component: plasma membrane. The transcript has 2 exons. Gene Ontology annotation, molecular function: GTPase activity; GTP binding; GDP binding. The record is from RefSeq and is a predicted model, not a curated record.